This is a messenger RNA of Cololabis saira (Pacific saury), 1891 nucleotides long. RefSeq names its product solute carrier family 35 member F4 (gene slc35f4). The transcript is spliced from 7 exons. NCBI's taxonomy places the organism in Eukaryota, Metazoa, Chordata, Actinopteri, Beloniformes, Belonidae. Gene Ontology annotation, cellular component: membrane. The record is from RefSeq and is a predicted model, not a curated record. Bases 24 to 1424 code for a protein of 466 amino acids.
AUCUCUGUCAGCUCGGACCUACCAUGUUGAGCAGCGACAGUGCUCUGGAAAGUGGGGAGCAACCUUGCAUCCGGCUGGAGCCCCUGAACAGCACGCACUUGCCGGGCAAGGCGCCUCCGGUCGGCGGCGGCUGCGCCGCGCUGCUGGACGGCAGCCCAAAGGUGACGGCCAACGGGCUGCACGACAUAGAGGACCGCAUCCUGAGGAUUACCGGCUACUACGGCUACAACCCGGGCUACUCCAGUCACAGAAGAGAGGAGGGUUCAGAGUCUCAUGCAGACACACCAGGUAGCGAGACCAGUGGAGACAGACGGUUUUACAGGACAUGUACGAGCACAGUUCUGAAGGUGCUGGGUGGUCUUCUGAUGGUGCUGUGUGUUUCCUCCUCCUGGGUGGGUACCACUCAGGUGGUGAAGCUAACCUUCCAGUCAUUCUCCUGUCCCUUCUUCAUCUCCUGGUUCAGCAGCAACUGGAACAUCCUCUUAUUUCCCAUCUACUACUCAGGACAUGUAGUUACCACACGGGACAAGCAGACCCCCAUACAGAAAUUUAGGGAAUGCAGCAAGCUCUUUGGAGAGGAUGGAAUGACUCUGAAGCUUUUCGUAAAGAGGACAGCACCUUUCUCAAUCCUGUGGACACUGACCAACUACCUGUAUCUCCUAGCCUUGAAGAAACUUACCGCCACUGAUGUGUCUGCCCUAUAUUGUUGCCACAAGGCCUUCGUCUUUCUUUUGUCAUGGAUUGUCCUCAAGGACCGGUUCAUGGGUGUCCGGAUUGUUGCAGCCAUAAUGGCCAUCACAGGUAUUGUCAUGAUGGCAUAUGCUGAUGGCUUCCAUGGUGACUCGUUUGUGGGUGUGGCUUUGGCUGUGGGUUCCGCCUCGACAUCCGCUCUCUAUAAGGUGCUGUUCAAGAUGUUCCUUGGGAGCGCCAACCUUGGAGAAGUAGCUCAUUUUCUGUCCACCAUGGGCUUCUUUAAUCUUAUCUUCAUCUCCUGUGUGCCCCUCAUCCUCUACUUCACCAGGGUAGAGCACAUGGGCUCGAUCUCCUCGCUGCCCUGGGGAUAUCUGUGUGGACUAGCAGGACUGUGGCUGGUGUUCAACAUCCUGGUCCAUGUUGGAGUGGUGCUGACUUACCCCAUUCUCAUUUCCAUUGGAACGCUACUCAGCGUACCAGGCAAUGCAGCUGUGGAUGUUUUGAAACAUGAGGUGAUCUUUAGCGUGGUGCGUCUGACGGCCACCUGCAUCAUCUGCCUGGGUUUCCUGCUCAUGCUGCUGCCGGAGGAAUGGGACUCCGUCACGCUGCGUUUCCUCGCCACCUUAGCAGACAAGAAGUCAGAGGACCACGGUGAAGAACUCUCAGAGUCCAGUGUCAACACUCGAAGCCGCAGUCGAGCAAAUGGGACCGUGUCCAUUCCUUUAGCAUGACAUGACCUGAGCUUGUAUAUUAACUCCCCCUGGGGGUGCAGCAGGAUGCUUGGUCCACAAGGACACAUCAGUCAGCAAGACAAAGAAGUGUUGUCUUGAGCUUUAAACUUCACCCUGAAGUUGAACCCCCGUCACCGCACACACCGGGACAGAAAUGACAACGUUUAUGGAUCACGCAGAAGGAUUGAAAGUAUUAUUUACUUUCUUGAAAUACUUGCCAUGCGCCGUCCCAUCCCUCGCACGCACCAAAACCAAGAGCUGGCUGGCUUCUCCUGACUUUCCCUGCAGACUGUAUUCUGUGAAUAUAAAUACUGGCGGGGGCAGUUUGGCUCAGUAAUAUAUGUAUAAUAUUCAUUUAAGUCUGUAUCAAUAAGAGUAUUAAUUUUAAAUCCUACUGAAUAGUAUUAUAUACAAUAACUGCAUUGUACUGUGCGUAAUGUGCAGGCUUUUUUGAUUUUUUUUUUUAA